This is a messenger RNA of Aspergillus puulaauensis, 2067 nucleotides long. It is a transcript of the gene CAO1, whose product is annotated as peroxisomal copper amine oxidase. The record is from RefSeq and is a predicted model, not a curated record. Gene Ontology annotation, biological process: amine metabolic process. NCBI's taxonomy places the organism in Eukaryota, Fungi, Ascomycota, Eurotiomycetes, Eurotiales, Aspergillaceae. Bases 1 to 2067 code for a protein of 688 amino acids. The transcript is spliced from 3 exons. Gene Ontology annotation, molecular function: copper ion binding; primary methylamine oxidase activity; quinone binding.
AUGGUCCUCGACCGUCUUCAGCAGCUGACCAUGCAGGUCAGCGCCUCGGCGCCUCCUCCUCAUCCGCUGGAUCCUCUUACAACUACUGAAAUCGAGAGUGCUGUUGACAUUGUUCGUAAAGAACAUGGCAAGCUCAAUUUCAACGGGGUUACGCUCUACGAACCCCGCAAGGAGCAAAUGAUGGCCUGGCUGGCAAACCCUGAGGGCACCCCUCGUCCCACUCGUACUGCCGACGUUGUUGUUAUUGCUCCUGGUGGGAAAAUCUACGAUGGAAUUGUCGACCUUAAUGCGAAGAAAAUCAUUCAAUGGAAGCACACGCCUGGCGUGCAGCCUCUGAUCACUAUGGAGGAUCUGCAGGAGGUAGAGCACAUUGUUCGCAAGGACCCUAAGGUCAUUGAGCAGUGUGGAAUCCUUGGUAUUCCUCCACAUGAUAUGGAUAAGGUUUACUGUGAUCCUUGGACAAUCGGAUACGACGAACGCUUCGGCACUGAUGUCCGCCUGCAACAAGCCCUUAUGUACUACCGACCUCACGUUGAUGACUCCCAAUAUACAUAUCCCUUGGACUUCUGUCCUAUCUACAAUGCAGAGACUAAGCAGAUCAUCCACAUCGAUGUUCCGCCUGUGCGACGCCCUCUUAGCAAGGCUCCUCCCAACAACUACCACCCAGAGUCCGUUGAAAAAGAGGGCGGUUACAGAACAGACAUCAAACCAAUCCAUAUCACACAGCCGGAAGGUGUUUCUUUCAAUGUGAAUGGCCGCAGUAUCGACUGGCAAAACUGGAACAUCCACGUUGGCUUCAACUACCGCGAGGGUCUCGUCCUUAACAACAUCACCUACAACGACAAGGGCAACGUCCGUCCCGUGUUCUACCGACUGUCUCUAGCCGAAAUGGUUGUCCCAUACGGAAACCCCGAUCACCCCCACCAACGAAAGCACGCUUUCGACUUGGGAGAGUACGGUGGCGGCUACAUGACCAACAGCCUGUCUCUUGGCUGCGACUGCAAGGGCGCAAUCCACUACAUGGAUGCAGCAUUUGUCAACCGCGCCGGUGCCAGCACGAUUGUGAAGAACGCUAUCUGCAUCCAUGAAGAAGAUGCUGGUAUCCUCUACAAGCAUACCGAUUUCCGCGACGAGUCCAUGAUCGUCACCCGUGGCCGUAAACUGAUCCUCUCUCACAUCUUUACCGCCGCUAACUACGAAUACUGCGUCUACUGGAUCUUCCACCAGGAUGGCACUGUCCAGCUGGACAUUAAGCUGACCGGUAUCCUGAACACCUACGCCAUGAACCCCGGCGAGGACACCCACGGCUGGGGCACCGAAGUCUACCCAGGUGUCAAUGCCCACAACCACCAACACCUGUUCUGUCUCCGUGUCGACGCCAAUGUAGACGGUCCACAUAAUACUGUCUUCCAAGUCGACGCAACUCAAGGUCCCGGUGAAGUCGGCAGCGUAGAAAACAAAUACGGAAAUGCUUUCUAUGCCAAGAAGACAAAAUUCACCACUCCUCUUGAGGCAAUGUCCGACUACGACGGAUCCACCAGCCGAACGUGGGAAAUCGCAAACACCAACAAGCUCAACCCGUACAGCAAGAAGCCCGUCUCAUAUAAGCUUGUCAGCCGUGAAGUUCCAGGUCUCCUCCCCAAGGAGGGUGGACUCGUCUGGAAGCGAGCUGGUUUCGCUAGGCACGCCGUGCACGUUACGAAGUACUCGGACGACCAAGUCCACCCGGCAGGCCGCCAUGUCCCCCAGACUUCCGGGGAGCCCUCCCAAGGUCUCCCACAAUGGAUCGCACAAGCCGGUCCCAACAGCUCAAUAGACAACACCGACGUUGUCCUCUGGCACACUUUCGGCCUAACUCACUUCCCCACCCCCGAAGAUUAUCCCAUCAUGCCCGCGGAGCCCAUGACUGUCCUUCUGCGGCCAAGAAACUUCUUCACCCGCAACCCGGUCCUCGAUGUCCCACCUAGCUAUGCGCGUACGCCGUCGCAGGCUGCCGCAGGCACUGCCGCUUGCGGGUGCAGUAAUAGUAAGAAGAACUCACCGGAUGGAUCCAGCGUGCUGGUUUGA